UUCCUCUUACCUGUUCAACUCACAGCAGAACAAGGCUUCCUCCUGCAUUGCCUAGAGUUGACUUAUUAAACAGUGGCGUAUGCAGAAGACCAUCUGGUAAUCUUACUGCCGGUGUCUGGCUCUCUCUCCAGAACAGCAUGAUCCUCUCUGCUGCCAUCUUCAUCACCCUCAUAGGCCUGCUCAGUUACCUCCAUUUUGUGAAGAUUGAUCAGGAGACUCUGUUAAUCAUUGACUCCCUGGGCAUCCAGAUGACUUCAUCCUAUGCCUCUGGCAAAGAAAGCACCACCUUCAUUGAGAUGGGCAAGGUGAAGGAUGUUAUCAUUAAUGAGGCUAUUUAUAUGAAGGUGAUUUACUACCUCUGCAUUUUAUUGAACGACCCGAUGGAACCAAAUGGAAUAUCCCAAGUAGUACCUGUCUUCCAGAGUGCCAAGCCCCGGCUGGACUGCUUGAUUGAAGUGUACAGGAGCUGCCAGGAGAUCCUGGCACACGGGAAAGCCACAUCCACAAGCCCAUGAGCCCCAGCAUUCAGAAGGCCAGGCUGUCUUCCGUGGGAAAGGACUCCUAAGCCCUUGGGCUGGUGUUUUUUGCUGUAUUCAAACCAUCAUGUGAACACGGCCCUAGGAACCAGGAUGGAUGCAGUGGAUCUGAGAGCCACAGAGCAGGUGACUGGAACUCAGCUCACUGUGUGAUGUUGAGCAGAGUGUUCCGUAAGGUAUGUGUACGUUACCAACUGAGAGGAGACCGUAAGAAACGGGUUGUCAAAGGCCAUGUUGACAAAGAGCACUUUGCGAAUUUUCUAAGCACAUUCAAGUUGACUUUUUGUUGAAUUUUGUGGAGCAAGACAACGGGAAAUUGAUAUCAGAUCUCUUGAGAAAGACUAUUUCCAGCUAUAUAAAAAUUAAGAAAAUAGUCCAGCUCUUCAGGCACUGGGUUAGUGGGAAGAAAUGUCCCAUAAGACUAGACUCUGUCCCCCUAGCUCCUUUGUCUGUAUAGGGUUAAAUAUGAUGAAUCUCAAUAAACAGGUCUCCUUCCUAAACA
Molecule: messenger RNA, 1038 nt
Organism: Myotis davidii
Lineage: Eukaryota; Metazoa; Chordata; Mammalia; Chiroptera; Vespertilionidae
Gene: PIGH
Product: phosphatidylinositol glycan anchor biosynthesis class H
Exons: 3
Coding region: 138-515 (125 amino acids)
Biological process (GO): GPI anchor biosynthetic process
Cellular component (GO): glycosylphosphatidylinositol-N-acetylglucosaminyltransferase (GPI-GnT) complex
Source: RefSeq, a predicted model, not a curated record